Lolium rigidum is the source of this 1877-nucleotide messenger RNA. Its product is annotated as zinc finger CCCH domain-containing protein 17-like. The record is from RefSeq and is a predicted model, not a curated record. Lineage: Eukaryota; Viridiplantae; Streptophyta; Magnoliopsida; Poales; Poaceae. The transcript has 9 exons. The coding region runs from base 236 to 1534 and encodes 432 amino acids. Gene Ontology annotation, molecular function: metal ion binding; protein binding.
CGUUCUUUCCAGAGAACCCACGAGCUAAAUCCGACCACACCGCCCCGCUCCGCUCCGAUCCGGAUCUUCCCAUCCAUUCCGGCGAGCCCUCGCCGCGUAGCUUCCACGCCACCCUUCCUUCUCCCCGAUACAUCCAACCUCCCGGCCGCCGCCGCUCCUGCCAAACCCCCAAUACUAUCCGACCGAUUAUCUCCUCCCCCAACCUCCCGAGCCCAACAAACCCUAGGCGCCGCCCAUGGACUUCGGCAACAGGCGCGUGCACAACCGGCUGGGUCCGGCGCCAGGCGCCUCCUCCUCCUCCUCCUCCUCUUCUUCCGGGAAGGUCUGCCACCAUUGGCGCGCCGGGCGAUGCAACCGCUUCCCCUGCCCCUUCCUCCACAGCGAGCUACCCGAGGCCGCCGCCAACUCCAGUCGCCCCAACCAAAGGGAUGGCCCCGGCGCCGGCGGCCACGUCUGGCGCAACCCCAACUCCGGAGGCGGGCGCGGCGGCAGCGGCCCUAACAGAUGGGGGAGGGGUCCCGGCGGCGCGGAUGUGGCCCCGAGGAACAGGGUGCAGGACCGGCCCUGCAAGUACUUCCUCGCCGGAGACCACUGCAGCUACGGCGAGAGGUGCCGCUACCCGCACACGUACUGCAUGAGCAACAGCAUCACGCUGCUCACCCCGCUCCAGGGCCACGAGCAGGUAGUAACAGGGAUCGCGCUGCCUAAUGGAUCAGAUAAGCUGUAUUCUGGGAGUAGGGAUGGGACUGUGCGCCUUUGGGAUUGCCAGACUGGGCAGUGCGCCGGUGUCCUCAAAGUGGGGGGUGAGGUUGGCUGCAUGAUCAGCGAGGGCCCGUGGGUGUUUGUUGGAAUGCCUGAUGCUGUCAAGGUUUGGAAUAUGCAAACACAAGCAGAAAUGAACCUUACUGGGCCAACCGGACAAGUCUAUGCGCUCGCAGUUGGCAAUGAGCUGCUCUUUGCCGCAACACAGGAUGGAAGGAUUUUGGCAUGGAGAUUUAGUGCAGCAACUAAUUGUUUCGAGCCGGCUGCUGCUCUUGAAGGACACCAGCUUGCUGUUGUUUCGUUAAUAGUAGGAGGGAUGCGGCUGUACUCUGGUUCAAUGGAUAAAACUAUUAGAGUUUGGGAUCUGGCAACGUUGCAGUGCAUACAGACUCUCUCUGAUCACACGAGUGUAGUUAUGUCUCUACUGUGCUGGGAUCAGUUCCUAUUAUCUUGUUCUUUGGAUAAAACUAUAAAAGUUUGGGCAGCUACAGAAAGUGGAAAGUUAGAAGUGACAUAUACACACACAGAGGACAAUGGAGCACUUGCUCUUGCUGGCAUGCCUGAUGCACAAUCCAAACCUGUGCUAGUAUGUUCAUUAAAUGACAACACUGCCCGGCUCUAUGAUCUGCCAUCGUUCAGUGAUAGGGGCAAAAUAUUCGGCAAACAGGAAAUUAGGGCAAUACAAACUGGCCCUGGUGGUUUAUUUUUUACUGGGGAUGGAACUGGUGAGCUGAAGGUUUGGCAAUGGGUUAUUGAUGCCUCCCAAACCUGAUGCAUAUAGUGUAUUCUAGAUUAGUUCCCAAUGUAUGUUAUGAGGGUUUUUUCAAAGAUAUGCACGAGUUGAGGUGUGGUUUGAUGGCCAGUUCAUUUUUCUGUUAUAUCCUACAUUUAUUCUCCAAGGAUAUGAGAUUCAGCUGGACUGGCUCGCAUUUAGAAUACAUGCAGAGGCUAUGAAGUAUCAGUAUGGACGCUAGUGCUGUCCUGGGAUGAGUUUGACGUCGGGGAAUAAUUCCUUGUAUUCUGUAAAGCACCGGAACCAAGAAGAGUGAUAACUUAUCUCCGAUCUGCUGAUAGCUUCAAAAGGAUGGUAUUAAUACAAAGAUUUUGUUCGCCCA